CACAAUGGGGAGAUUUCCUGCAGUAGUUUGUGUCUCUGCCCCUCCCACAAUGGGGAGAUUUCCUGCAGCAGUUUGUGUCUCUGCCCCUCCCACAAUGGGGAGAUUUCCUGCAGUAGUUAGUGCCUGCCCCUCCCACAAUGGGGAGAUUUCCUGCAGUAGUUAGUGCUUGCCCCUCCCACAAUGGGGAGAUUUCCCGCAGUAGUUUGUGUCUCUGCCCCUCCCAAAAUGGGGAGAUUUCCUGCAGUAGUUUGUGUCUCCGCCCCUCCCGCAAUGGGGAGAUUUCCCGCAGUAGUUUGUGUCUCCGCCCCUCCCACAAUGGGGAGAUUUCCCGCAGUAGUUUGUGUCUCCGCCCCUCCCACAAUGGGGAGCUUUCCUGCAGUAGUUAGUGCCUGCCCCUCCCACAAUGGGGAGAUUUACCUUCAGUAGUUUGUGUCUCUGCCCCUCCCACAAUGGGGAAUUUCCCGCAGUAGUUUGUGUCUCCGCCCCUCCCACAAUGGGGAGAUUUCCCGCAGUAGUUUGUGUCUCCGCCCCUCCCACAAUGGGGAGUUUUCCUGCAGUAGUUAUUUGUGUCUCUGCCCCUCCCACAAUGGGGAGAUUUCUCACCAUCA
This is a messenger RNA of Staurois parvus, 608 nucleotides long. The record is from the annotation of a GenBank genome assembly. NCBI's taxonomy places the organism in Eukaryota, Metazoa, Chordata, Amphibia, Anura, Ranidae.